This is a messenger RNA of Fonsecaea nubica, 906 nucleotides long. RefSeq lists its product as hypothetical. Gene Ontology annotation, molecular function: oxidoreductase activity, acting on NAD(P)H, oxygen as acceptor. The record is from RefSeq and is a predicted model, not a curated record. Lineage: Eukaryota; Fungi; Ascomycota; Eurotiomycetes; Chaetothyriales; Herpotrichiellaceae. The transcript has 4 exons. The coding region runs from base 1 to 906 and encodes 301 amino acids. Gene Ontology annotation, cellular component: intracellular anatomical structure.
AUGGUCACCACAGAAGGACAGCAGACAGGGCCGGACCCAAACAAAGAGGCUGGUAAUGUACAGAGUCUGUUCAACCUUGAUGCAAGAAGUGUUAUCGUCACUGGUGCGACGGGUGGCCUGGGGCGAGAAGUUGUCAAAACAUUGUUGCAGGCAGGUUCCGAUGUUAUCGCGGUCGAUCAUAGGGAUUUCUUCCUCAGUUUUCGCAAUAUGCCAGGAAUAGAGGUGAGCAUGGAGGAUGCUAAUACAGUCCUUUGGUCAGAACAUCUGAGGAGUAUCAGUAGCGACCUUGGCGCCUCCUUGAGCUACCACAGCUGCGACAUAUCCGACUCAGGACAGACGGAGAUUGUCUUUGAAAAGGCGUCAACAUGCUCACGGUUCCCGCUCAGAGGCCUUGUCAACUGUGCCGGCAUCAGCAUACUGGGGGACUCCAUCACAUUCCCCCUGGACACGGCUAGGCGAAUCAUCGACGUCAAUCUCGUUGGAUCGCUGAUCGUGGCUCAGGCUGCGGCGCGCAUUGUGAGGAAGAAAAACUUGUCAGCCAGCUUCGUCUUCAUAGCCAGUAUGAGCGGCUACGUCGUCAACAAGGGCGUCGGCACUGCCGCAUACUCGGCCUCGAAAGCAGGUGUCCAUCAAUUGACCCGCAAUCUGGCGGCUGAAUGGUCUCACUGCGACGGCUGGCCCGAGAUCAGAGUCAACUCCAUCAGCCCGGGCGUCAUCCGCACCCCAAUGUCGUCACCGGUUCUUUCCGAGGGCAAGCUUGAGGCCUCGUGGACACAGGAGACCAUGCUGAGGCGGCUCUCGGUCCCAGAAGAUUAUCGGGGACCCGUCGUGUUCCUGCUUUCCGAGGCCAGUUCGUACAUGACUGGGGCUGAUUUACUCGUUGAUGGCGGAUACACGGCCUGGUGA